This is a messenger RNA of Spirodela intermedia, 248 nucleotides long. The record is from the annotation of a GenBank genome assembly. Lineage: Eukaryota; Viridiplantae; Streptophyta; Magnoliopsida; Alismatales; Araceae.
AUGUCGGUGACGACCUCCUCGGCGGCGGCGCCGCCGGUGAGCUUCUUCUUGUCCAGCGUGUUGAAGAGGAAGGCUUCGUCGUUGGUGUUGUUGUUGUUGUUGCUGUUGCUGCUGCUGCUGGUGCGGCUGCUGGAAGCGGCGGCACCGCCGCGGAGGUGGCCGUCGGACCAGGAGAGGAAGGGGCGGCCGUCGGGGGGAGAGGAGGAGGAGAGACGCCAGAGGACGGCGUAGGCCCAGCAGUCGGGUAG